This is a messenger RNA of Erythranthe guttata (spotted monkey flower), 824 nucleotides long. RefSeq lists its product as uncharacterized. The record is from RefSeq and is a predicted model, not a curated record. NCBI's taxonomy places the organism in Eukaryota, Viridiplantae, Streptophyta, Magnoliopsida, Lamiales, Phrymaceae.
UCUUCAUCUUCAACAAAAAAGAAGAGGGGAAAAUAAAUGACUAGGGCUUUGCGAUCAGACAUAUAUAUAUAUAUAUAUAUAGAGAGAGAGAGAGAGAGAGAGAGAGAGAGAGAGAGAGAGGAAAAUAUCUGAAUUGCGGAAUCAAAGGAGAUGAAGCCGAAAACGAAGAAGCGCAAGUUAUUGAAAAAAAGCAUUAGGGUUUCAAGAUCGGAGCGGAAGAAGUCUUCGGAGGAGAAAUCGAAGAAGCGUAGAAAACUUUCAGAGGAGGAGUUGAUGGAGAGAACAAUGAUAUACGGAGGUACAAUUGUCGAAUAUGACCGAGAUGAUUCCAGCAGAUAUUUUCUCGGAGAGGAUCUCGAAUCUCUUGUCAACCUAGCAAUUGAUUUUUAUAACACAAACAAUUGCAAGGAUUACCGUUUGGUGCACCUGGUAAGAGCAAUCUAUCACUCUUGCCAGGGUUCUUUGUACUAUAUGACCAUGAAAGCCAAGCUUCCGAACCAAGAUGAUUCCGAUGCCGUAACUUUCGAGGCAAAGGUUUACGAGGGGAUCCCAGACACUGUAGUACACUAUGUUCGUGUGCUUGAUGAUGCACCUGCUGCACUUGCACCUCUCGCCGCAUAGCUCCUAUUUAUCGGUGAUUCCAGCCUCCAGGUUCAGAGCUCGAAAAAUGUUAAUCUUGAUGCGUUUUGUGGUUGUCCAAUUUAUGUAUCUUCUCUUAGAGAAGCUAUAUAUAUAUGUAUGCUUAUGGAAUAUGAAUUUGUUCUUCCUUUUAAUAUAUAUGUAUUUAGAAUCUCUGUUUUACUCGUGAAUUUUACCAGAUUUUA